Messenger RNA from Tachyglossus aculeatus (Australian echidna), 1975 nucleotides. It is a transcript of the gene TAL1, whose product is annotated as TAL bHLH transcription factor 1, erythroid differentiation factor. The transcript has 5 exons. Bases 1 to 936 code for a protein of 311 amino acids. Gene Ontology annotation, biological process: regulation of transcription by RNA polymerase II. Gene Ontology annotation, molecular function: DNA-binding transcription factor activity, RNA polymerase II-specific; RNA polymerase II cis-regulatory region sequence-specific DNA binding; protein dimerization activity. NCBI's taxonomy places the organism in Eukaryota, Metazoa, Chordata, Mammalia, Monotremata, Tachyglossidae. The record is from RefSeq and is a predicted model, not a curated record.
AUGUCCCCGGUCAGUCCUGCGCCCGCGCCCCGUCGGAUGGGAGGGAGGAUGGAGCGGCGGCCGCCGGGCGCGCCCCCCGCUGAGCCGCCCCCCCAGGAUGCGCCCAUGGAGCCGGCCGGGGAGGCGGACGCCCCCCUCCUCACCCCCGAGCCGGCCCGGCGCGGGGGCGGCCUGGAUAUAAAGGGGCGGGAGGCCGGGGCCGAGGCGAGGCCGAGGGUCCCCACCACGGAGCUGUGCAGACCCCCGGCCCCCGGCCCCGGCCCCGGCCCCGCCGAGCUCCCCGGCGACGGCCGCAUGGUGCAGCUGAGCCCCCCGCCCCUCCCGCUGCAACCCGCCGCCGCCGCCGCCGCCGCCGCCGCCGCCGCCGGCCGAGCCAUGCUCUUCAGCUUCAGCCAGCCGCUGGCCGUCAUCAACAGUGGCUUUUUCGGAGAUCCGGACACCUUCCCCAUGUUCAGCAACAACAACCGAGUCAAGCGGAGACCCUCCCCCUACGAGGUGGAGAUCAAUGAUGGCCCGCAUACCAAGGUGGUUCGUCGCAUCUUCACCAACACGCGCGAACGGUGGCGGCAGCAGAACGUGAACGGGGCAUUCGCCGAGCUCCGCAAGCUCAUCCCCACCCACCCCCCCGACAAGAAGCUGAGCAAGAACGAGAUCCUGCGCCUGGCCAUGAAAUACAUCAAUUUCCUGGCCAAGCUGCUCAGGGACCAGGAGGAGGAGGGGAACCAGCGUGGCAAAGGGGGAGCCAAGGAGGCCGCUCCCGGGGUGCAGGAGGACCUGCUCCAGGACAUUCUGUCCCCUAAUUCGAGCUGCGGCAGCUCCCUGGAUGGGACGGGCAGCACCGACAGCUUCUCCGAAGACGCCGAAGCGCUGGAAGCUAAGCACCCCCGGGGCCUUCACCCGCCCACCCUGCCAGUCGAGGGCAGUGGGCAGCGGUGACCCGUCCCCCGCGCCCGAGGUCCUUCCGGCCUCCCGAUCCCCCCCGCAGCCCCCAUUUCCGAGGGUCCCGGCCCAGCUGGGAGGCAGCACUCAGGCUCAGAGUCCGCCCCGGACACGCAGGUACUUUCCUCCACGAAUCCCAAAUUCCAACCUGUGCAGGCCACCGCCCCCCACGACCCUCCAGCCCCCCAACCUUCCUCCUCUGGAGGCCAACCGGCUCGGGUCCCAACACCCUGCUUGUCCCUGCAGGAAUGUUGGCAGUGAUCCUGGAGGAAGAUUCGCAGUGCUCUGGGAGCACUGACCCUCCAUGGGGUUGGGCCUGGGCCUGGGCAGCAGCAAACGCUAACGGGGGGGGUUGGCAUCCAGGCCCGUUGCCAACCUCAUCGGACUUCAGGUGGUGGUGAGUUGGGGUCGGGGUGUGGACUUUAUCCCCCCACCCUGCCCCCCUAGAACCUUUGCGCCACUCCCCCGGGAGACAAGGUACCCAGAUCCUCAUGCUGACCUCUCAGCUUCCCCCUCCCCCAUUUAACUUUUGGGUCAACAUCAAAAUACCUCCGCUGGCCCAGCGUCCUCCAGGUGUUUCCUGUGAGGACAUGACUCCUAGGGCGGGGAAGCAUAACGCAGCUGCCCUCAAUGCCAGUGUGCAUGUAUGUCGAAGGCGUGUCAAUGUGCACCCCGGGUUACACGCAUGCACACGUACACACUUGCAUCGACGUGUGCCCACACGAGGAUAUGGGCUGUUUAGGAGGGGGUGGAGGCCAGACCCUGCCCCCUCCCCGCUCCCAUCCCCUUUUCCCACAGAUCUUAUCAGCUCCCGAAUCACAGGCGGGAAGAGCUUGGGUCUGAAGUGAAAGUUUCGGAAACUUGGAAGUUGUGCUGGGAUGGUCGGUUCAAUGUUGGAAUGUGGCUCCGGCCUUCCCAUCAGCGCUCUUCCCGAAGGAUGGAAUGAAGCCACCUGCGGGGCUUUGAGGAAGGCCAGGGAGCUGGAUAUAAUAAUUAUGGUAUUUGUUAAGCGCUUACUAAGUUCCAGGCACUGUAC